AUGUCAACAAAUCGACUAACACCAUUUAAUAAACGUACUAUGCCAACAAAUAAUAAUACACAUACGAUACCGGAUAUACUCGGUCAUGAACAAAUUGAUUUAACACGUUUAAAAAAACAAGCACAAUUAACUCAAACACAAAUACCAAAAAUUCCACGUAUAACACGUACAUUAAAUACACUUGAAAAUGUUUUAAAAGUCUUACAAGAACAUAGUCGAACAUCAAAAUAUCAAAUUGAUCAACUUAUAGAAUCCGUUGAAAAAGAAAAUCAUCAAUUAGCACGUAUAAAUAUAUUUUAUUUUUCUAUAAAAGACACAAAAAAAAAAAUAUUUUUUUUUUCAAUUUUCUUUUUUUUAAAGCAAUUACAUGAAUCUCAAGUUGCUUAUUUAAAAUUACAAGCUCAUACAGCUUCAUUACAAAGUUUAAAAGAAUGUUAUUGUCGUUAUGCUCAUAUGCUUGAUGUUAAACUUGGUCUCAAAGAAUGCACUAAAACAUUAUGUGCAAUUGAAGCUCAAUUAGAAGCAAUGUUAGGUACAUUUGUAUUAAAUUUACAAGAAAUAAGUGGUUUUUCUCGAAUAUGUCCUGGAGAUGAAUAUGAAUUAAUUAUUCCUGAUUUAUUAUUAAUUAAAAUUAGUGAAGUUAAAUUAUUAGGUGUUUCAUUAAAAACAAUUGGAACAAAAUGUUUUGAAGUUAAUAAUUUCUAUUCAAUGGAAAUACAACGUAUGAUUAUUAAUGCAAAUCAAAGUGGAACACUUAAAUUAAUUUUUUUAGCUAAUUGGGAUCUUUAUGAUCAAGUUGAUACAAAAUUUACAUUUUAUAAUCCAAAUCGAACAUAUUCCGAUGUAACACGAACAUGGUCAAUGUUUGUUGGAAAUACAACAUUACUUCGAACUGUAAAUGAUACACUUACAUCUUCUUCUCCUUCUUCUUCUUCUUCUCAAUAUUCUUCUAAACGUUUAUCAACAUUUUGUCCAAUUAGUUCUCAAGAAACUAAUGAAUAUGUAACAUAUAAUUCAACAACAGAUGAAAGUAAUCAUUAUGAUGAAAUUGAUAUAGAAAAUAAAUAUGAACAAAUACCAAAAGAAGAAAUUUGUGAUAAUAUUCAUGUUCAUGAUGAUACUCAUUCUUCAUCAAAUUCAUCAUCAUUUGCUGCUGGUUUAAAUUCAGAUGAAAUUUCAUCAGCAGCAUCAAUUGAUUAUUGUCAAACAGAAGCAGAAGGAGGAGAAGAAGAAGAAGUUGAAAAUGAAUCAAUUUAUGAACUUGUUUUACUUAUUGAUCAAGUUCGAACAUGUUUAGAUGAUUUACGUCUUAUUGAUCGAUCAUUUUCAAUAAUAUUUGAUAAAAUUGAACAUAUUAUAAAUAAUUUAGAUAAAAUAAUUAAAAAUCAAAUACAUGAACAAACAGAAAAAACAUUAGAAAUUGAAAAUAUUCUUACUGAUUUUAAUUUUUUAAAUACAUUUGAUGAUGAAGAUACAUUAAAAACAAUUGAUUCAGGUUUUGAAGGUGAACAACAACAACAUAUAAAACAAAAUGAAAAUUUUAAAUCCAAUAUUAAUCAACCAAUUAAUACAAUUUUUAUUGAUAUACUUAAUCGAAUUUUAAUUCUUCUUUAUUAUAUUCAAAAUCGUUCGAAAUCUGAUGAUAAUCUUAUUCUUGAACGUCUUAAUGAACAAUAUGAACAAUUGAAUAUGGCUAUAUCUUGGUGUGAAAAUCAAGUACAAGAUGUUAAACAAGCAUUAUCUCAAUGUGAUCAAUCGAUUAUUGAAUUUUGGUCAAAAUGUUGUUCGAAUGAAACAUUUAUUGUUUCUUUUGAACGUUGUCUUAAUGAAAUAAUGAAAUAUUUGAAUUGUAAUCAAGAUAUUGCUGAAUAUUUAUUAAAUAAUCUUUGUUACUUAUCAUUUCGAAUAAAUUUUGUUCAUCCAAAAUUUCUUACACUUAUACAAAUAUGGUUUCUCUUAAAAAAAGAUCAAUCGGAUAUUGAUAAAGAUAUUCAAAUAGCAAACGAGCAAAUUGAACUUUCAAAAAAUCUUUCGAAUUUAAUUUUAAAUAAUAAUUAUACUCAAAUAGCCUUAAUGCUUAAUCGACGCACGUUAAAUAAUAAUGAAUUUAUAAAUCGAAUAUUAUAUGAAUAUGAUUUUAAAAUUCCAGAUGAAUUGAUUGGUAUGUUAUUAACAUCAAUUCGAUAUGAUGUAAUAUCUCAUUUACGUACAACAUUAUUAUCUCAUAAUGAUAAUCCAUAUUUUAUUAUGGGUAAACAAAAUCGUGCUAUUGCUCAAAAGGCAAAAGUUAAACAACAACAAAAUAAUAAAAAACCCAAACCUGUGAAAACUAAUUUAAAACGAUUAAAUGAACGAGUAAGAAAUAAAGUUGAACAAGUUGAUAAAUUAUAUGAUAAUAAAUCGAAUGAAAAAAAACAAAAAAUGGAAACAACAAAGCAAGAUACAUCUUCCGUAGAUAAUAAAUAA
Messenger RNA from Rotaria sordida, 2466 nucleotides. Lineage: Eukaryota; Metazoa; Rotifera; Eurotatoria; Philodinida; Philodinidae. The record is from the annotation of a GenBank genome assembly.